AUGUCUGGUAUAAAGUUGUAUCAUUUUAAUGUUAGCGCACCGUCCAGGGGUGCGUAUAUGGCGACAAAAUUAAUAGGAGUACCGGCAGAAAUUGUAAUCAUAAAUUUGAUUAAAAAGGAGCAACUAAGUGAAAGUUUUAUAAAAAUAAAUCCACAGCAUUGUGUCCCAACACUUGAUGAUAAUGGCUUCGUCUUAUGGGAAAGUCGUGCAAUUGCUUGUUAUUUAGCUGAUAAAUAUGGCAAAAAUGACGACAUCUAUCCAAAAGAUCUUCAGCAGCGUGCGGUCGUCAAUUCAAGAUUAUACUUUGACAGCUCAUUUUUGUAUCCUAAGAUAAGAGCUAUUUGUUAUCCAAUUAUAUAUGAAGGAGUGACAGAAAUAAAGGAGAAGUUAAAAGAUGAUCUAAAUACCACACUUGGAUUCCUCAAUCAAUUCCUGAAUGGUAACAAAUGGGUUGCUGGCAAUGACAUGACUAUUGCUGAUACUGCUAUUCUUGCAUCAAUGUCUUCAAUUAUUCAAGUUGGUUGGGACAUGUCUCAAUUCCCCAACAUACAGAGGUGGUUCCAGGAUUGUUCCAUAAUACCUGGUUAUGAAGAAAACAUACAGGGUGCAAAAGCUUUUAGUGAACUUGUCAAGAAAAAUCUAAAAUCAAGU
Messenger RNA from Brenthis ino (lesser marbled fritillary), 651 nucleotides. Lineage: Eukaryota; Metazoa; Arthropoda; Insecta; Lepidoptera; Nymphalidae. The record is from the annotation of a GenBank genome assembly.